This is a messenger RNA of Sorex fumeus (smoky shrew), 1308 nucleotides long. It is a transcript of the gene RSL24D1, whose product is annotated as ribosomal L24 domain containing 1. Gene Ontology annotation, molecular function: structural constituent of ribosome. Lineage: Eukaryota; Metazoa; Chordata; Mammalia; Eulipotyphla; Soricidae. The coding region runs from base 35 to 526 and encodes 163 amino acids. Gene Ontology annotation, cellular component: nucleolus; ribosome. The record is from RefSeq and is a predicted model, not a curated record. Gene Ontology annotation, biological process: ribosomal large subunit biogenesis; translation. The transcript has 6 exons.
GGGCGCUGGCGGCGGCGCCUCCUGCGGGGACAGCAUGCGGAUCGAGAAGUGCUACUUCUGCUCGGGGCCCAUCUACCCGGGCCACGGCACGAUGUUCGUCCGCAACGACUGCAAGGUGUUCAGAUUCUGUAAAUCCAAGUGUCAUAAAAACUUUAAGAAGAAGCGCAACCCUCGCAAAGUCAGGUGGACGAAAGCCUUCAGGAAAGCGGCCGGAAAAGAGCUUACAGUGGAUAAUUCAUUUGAAUUUGAAAAACGAAGAAAUGAACCUAUCAAGUACCAGCGAGAGCUAUGGAAUAAAACGAUUGAUGCUAUGAAGAGAGUUGAAGAGAUCAAGCAAAAACGGCAAGCUAAAUUUAUAAUGAACAGGUUGAAGAAACACAAAGAACUACAGAAAGUUGAGGAUAUCAAGGAAGUAAAGCAAAAUAUCCAUCUUAUCCGUGCCCCUAUAGCAGGCAAAGGAAAGCAGCUGGAAGAAAAAAUGUUACAGAAAUUACAACAGGAUGUGGACAUGGAAGAUGUUUCUUAAGAAUCCCACUGCCGAGAACCACUUCUAUACAGGCAUUGGAAAAUCUCCUUUGGAGUCUUGAGAUUUUGAAGUCAUUGUUUCAUUUUGUCUUAUGUUAGUUCCUUCAAAUGAAAGGUUUGAAGAUGCUUCUGCCUUGCUAUCUGCAAAGCUUAAGUGAGUGUAGAUAAUAAGUUGUAUCUCAGUGUCAACUCUUCACUGACAGAUAUACUUAUGUAAGUCUCGAAAAUUCUGUUGUAAAUAGAAAAGUGCUUUGAGAAAAUAAAGUCAUACUGUUUGAAUAUUGCGGCAUUUACAAAUAAUUGAUAAAACUUUUUGACUCAGUAUUAUAUAAAACAUUUUUGCUGUAAAAUAUUUUCUUUAUUAAUGUUGUAGAAGGAAAAUACAAUAAGGAACUAACAGUCUGUGAUGCUUAUGUAACUUUUGAUUUCCUUUUCUUUCAUUAAGCUCUCCAAAAAUUUUAGUGGGCUCCUAUAUUGAGGGCUAAUUAUAUUGAACUACGUUUCAAUAUAAUUAUAUUGGAUUAUAUUGACCUAACUUGAUUGGUGUGAUAGGUCGGGUAACAGUUGAGUUGUGUGUCCCUGGAUUGGCACUGCACUGUGUAACUUGACUUGGUUUCUGGUAACAGCUGUUUCUCUAGUUUCACAGUGUUUUAGAAGCAAGGGGGUCAUGUGCCUUUAAUAAAUUUAUUUUCCUGUAAAGUACGAAAAUUUUUUUUCAAAGUUGAAUUUAUGGGUUGCAUCUUUAUAUAUUGUUUGAAUAUAAAAUAAACUAUAAAGAUAGUG